Penaeus indicus is the source of this 1204-nucleotide messenger RNA. RefSeq names its product LYR motif-containing protein 2-like. The transcript is spliced from 2 exons. The coding region runs from base 824 to 1042 and encodes 72 amino acids. Gene Ontology annotation, cellular component: mitochondrion. The record is from RefSeq and is a predicted model, not a curated record. NCBI's taxonomy places the organism in Eukaryota, Metazoa, Arthropoda, Malacostraca, Decapoda, Penaeidae.
UAUGUUUGUGUGCCUGAAUCCAGUUGGUGUACAAAAAAAAAUGAGGCACUGUAGUUGCUUCCCAGAAGAGUACAUCCAUUAUUAUGGCUUCAUUUGAUGAUAAAUUGUCAGAGAUAUCUGAAAUCUAUCUUGCCAGAUCACCUGACCUAACCUAACCUGUCAAAUGCAGAGGCCAUUGGGGCUUGCCUGACACUAUCCACUCUAAUAACCACCAAUAUGACUAGGUUGGUCAGCAUUCAGUAUAACUUCCAUCAAAAGCAAUCUGUCAUAUCCUGAAGCAGUAAUGUUAGUAACACAUUUUGGUUUUAUGCUAAGGAUUACCAUCCAUAUAACAAGUGCAUUGUAAUAAAAUGUAUUUUGUUUAAGUUUUAGAUUAAGAACAUGUGCCAGUUUUAAUUCAUUAGAUAUUUUAUGUACCUUUUUUUUUUGCAUGGCAUUCUUCAAAUAAUUUUCAGUUUGAGUUACUCAACCCACCUCUCUUAUAAGCCCAAAUUAGCAGCUUGAUAGAAUGAGGCAUCCAUAACUAUCGGUCAAAGUGUGAAAAGAUGAUUUUUUGCAAACAUUUCACCCCCAGCUGCCUUCUGAGUUUUCAACUUUUACCAGAUGGUAUAUAUGAUGGUCUUUAUGAUUUAAACAAAGAAUAUGCUCUAUUUAGGCAACGUCUUUGGUGAAGUUUAUUCAUAUCUUGUGAUAUUCAUGUCUUGUGUCACCACUAGACAAAAUAAGUGCUAUGCACAACUGUUGUUUGUGUGACUGUUGAUAUAAAUUUAAAGUUUGAUGAUGUGUUAUAUAUUCAUUGCAUUGUUAAUUUAUUUUUCAGUUCAUGCUAAGAACAGAAGCUAUAAAACUCUACAGAAAUAUCUUGCGACAACUUAAAAAUCUGCCUGACAAAGAACAGCGCAAAGAAAUAAGAGACUGGGCGAGAAGUGAUUUUGAAGCUCAUCGGCAUCAUGAAGACGAGAACACAAUUAGGUCUCUCCUCUACCAAGGCCAGAAACAGCUCGAAGAACUUGAGAAAAGUAUAAGACGUGCAAAUUCUUAGCAUGCUUAAUUGUAUUUAUUUUGACUAUAUUGUAGAAUGGUGUAUAAUAGCUGAAUUAUAAUGUGAUAUCAAUAUAGAGUGAGUUUUUUUUAUGAACUGUUGAUUAUGACAACAUACAAUGUACUAAACUCAUUUUCCCACAAUAAAUUGUAUAUUGAUAUU